AAACUGGGAAGAGGGGAAGGGAAAGUCGGAAGUGCGCAAUUUUGGAUCUUUAAACUCGAAGAAGGAGAAAGAAAUCAGAGCAAGCAAUCUUCAAUGGCCAAUAAGCCUUUGGGAUCGACGGGAGAGUUCUUCAGGAGGAGAGAUGAAUGGAGGAAGCAUCCCAUGCUUUCCAAUCAGUUCCGUCACGCCACUCCUGGCCUCGGCAUCGCCCUCGUUGCUUUCGGCAUCUACCUUGUCGGCGAGCAAGUUUACAACAGGAUCAAUUCUCCUUCUUCUUCUCACCACCACCAUUCCAAUGCAUCCUCCGCCACCCAUUAACUUCUACCGAUGCAUUCCUGCUAGGUGAAUCCAAGCUUGGAGUUCUAUAGCACUCGUUCUCUUUUACUUUUACUUUUACUUUUUUUAUGUGCAAUAAAAGUAAAACUUUUGCUGGACGAAGCUUGUGAAUGUAUUUGAUGAAGUUGGGAUUGAAAUUUCCAUCACUAACUGAAAUGUUUAAUUUUACAAUCUAGUGGUUCAAGCAAUUCCUUUUGCUCAUGGCCAGUGAUGAGGUUUCCUUUUAUUUCCUUUUAUUAAAUAUGAUUUUAAGUUUAUGUUCCUUGCC
Molecule: messenger RNA, 604 nt
Organism: Cucumis sativus (cucumber)
Lineage: Eukaryota; Viridiplantae; Streptophyta; Magnoliopsida; Cucurbitales; Cucurbitaceae
Product: NADH dehydrogenase [ubiquinone] 1 beta subcomplex subunit 3-B
Exons: 2
Coding region: 94-318 (74 amino acids)
Biological process (GO): mitochondrial respiratory chain complex I assembly; electron transport chain
Cellular component (GO): mitochondrion
Source: RefSeq, a predicted model, not a curated record